Messenger RNA from Pochonia chlamydosporia 170, 549 nucleotides. Its product is annotated as ring finger domain-containing protein. The coding region runs from base 1 to 549 and encodes 182 amino acids. Lineage: Eukaryota; Fungi; Ascomycota; Sordariomycetes; Hypocreales; Clavicipitaceae. The transcript has a single exon. The record is from RefSeq and is a predicted model, not a curated record.
AUGCCCAAUUACUGUUGCAGAUUUUGCCGUGAUUCUGGCAGAAGUGACGAUUAUGUUGCCCCAAUAGUGUAUCUGUGGCACAGCGAGUCAUAUCCGAACGUCAGAGUUGUUAACUCUAAUUUCCAAGGCAACCAGUUUCCCUGGGAGGCGAACUCGUGGAGCUUCACGAACGAUCCCUUGUACCCACCUGCAUCCAUGGAGGAUAGAGAGUGCGGCAUCUGCCAGGACGCAAUAGAGCUUGAGAAUAUGAACAGCUACGCCGCUGUGAUCGCCAAUUGCCAGCAUAUGUUCCAUACGACUUGCCUCUCUAGAUCGUUCGUUUUCCAAGAACGCGGCGCUAGCCAUCUGCCGGGUAGGAGGGGAAUUUGUCCGAUGUGUAGAGGAUCAGUAGACAAAGUCUAUACAGGUGCUAUAGAAUGCAGUUAUGAGAGAUGGAGGAGAAUCAGGAAUCAGCGCGGUUUGCAGCGAAUCAUUUUUAAUACAUUUUCGGAGGUAAGGGGUGAGGAAGGAGAAAUACAUAGUCCGGAACGUUUUCCAUACCAUGCCUAG